ACAUUUGUUGAGCGGAUGUUGUGUGACGUACAAUGUUCGUACGUCACUUCCGGAAGUCCCUUUCUGGUCCGCUCGCUUGACAUGGCGCCGUUGAGACAGAAGAAACAGUUCGGUGUUAAGAGAUCCAAAAAGGGAGCUUCGUGGAAGUUCACCUUGGACCUGACUCACCCGGUGGAGGACGGGAUUCUGGACUCGGCUAACUUUGAAACCUUCCUCAAAGAGAGGAUCAAGGUCAACGGGAAGACGGGAAAUCUUGGUAACAUCGUCCAGGUUGGCAGAAUGAAGAACAAGAUCAACGUCACAUCCGAGAAGCAGUUCUCCAAAAGGUAUCUGAAGUACCUGACAAAGAAAUACCUGAAGAAGAACAACCUUCGCGAUUGGCUGAGAGUAGUGGCGUCCGACAAGGAGACAUACGAGCUGCGCUACUUCCAGAUUAGUCAGGACGAAGAGGAGUCGGAGACAGACGAGUGAAGUUCCCCUCCUUCUCCAGACAGUGUGUUUGGAUAGCCGGAGCUCAACUGCAAGUGACUGUUAUGGCGCUGUACACCGUGAUGUGUGACAGGCGAAUAAAGACAGAAAAAUGAG
Messenger RNA from Lampris incognitus (smalleye Pacific opah), 585 nucleotides. RefSeq names its product ribosomal protein L22-like 1 (gene rpl22l1). Gene Ontology annotation, molecular function: structural constituent of ribosome; RNA binding. The record is from RefSeq and is a predicted model, not a curated record. Gene Ontology annotation, cellular component: ribosome. Gene Ontology annotation, biological process: cytoplasmic translation. NCBI's taxonomy places the organism in Eukaryota, Metazoa, Chordata, Actinopteri, Lampriformes, Lampridae. Bases 16 to 471 code for a protein of 151 amino acids. The transcript has 4 exons.